Messenger RNA from Arachis ipaensis, 1026 nucleotides. The record is from RefSeq and is a predicted model, not a curated record. NCBI's taxonomy places the organism in Eukaryota, Viridiplantae, Streptophyta, Magnoliopsida, Fabales, Fabaceae.
UCUAAUGCAGGGAUUUGCAGAGCUGGAAUGCUGGCUCUAAAUCAAGAAAAAAAUAAUAGAAGCUGGAAAGUUAAAAAGAAAAAAAAAAAGGAUACAAGGCAACCAAUGCUCGUGAGGCUGAAAACAUAGUAGAAAGAGUUACUCCAAGGUUAUAGCAUGCUAAUUGUGCAGUUGUACUAUCAGUUGUUAAGCAUUGAUGUGGUUCGAAAUCUCUGUAAAAAGAUGGCUCCUCCUCUUGUGAUAUUACUCUAUGCAGAACCCGAAAUACAAUAUGUAGCCCUGCGGAAUAUCAAUCUUAUGGUACAAAGAAGACCACCAAUUCUUGCCCAUGAAAUUAAGAAAGGCUGUUCGCGCAAUUGGUCGUUGUGCAAUCAAAUUAGAGAUGAUUCAGGUACUGAGGGCCCACAACAGAUGAUUCAGGCAGCUAAGGAUGUUGUGUUAGCUGAGAAACCUGUGAUAACUGAUGACUCAAACCAACUUGAUUCGUCUCUACUUGAUGAGCUCCUUGUCAACAUUAUUACAUUAUCUUCAGUUUAUCACAAGCCUCCAGAUGCAUUUGUAACCCGUGCACACACCUCAGCCCAGAAAGCUGAAGAUGAAGAGUAUCCUGCGGGAAGUGAAACAGCAUAUUCUGAGUCAUCUUCUGCAAAUCCUGCCAAUGGUGCUAUUUCAACCUCGGCAUCCGUUGCACCGCCAUCACCUCCACCUGCCGUGCCUAUGCCGGAUUUACUUGGUGAUUUGAUGAGUCUUGUUCCUACUGAUGAACCAGCUACUCCUGCUGGGUGAGUUAAACAUGGAUAAUUUUGAUAUUUCCUAUAAGAUGAUUGGUUAUAUUCUGUUCUAAUAUUUUGCUUGUUUAGAACAUUAUUACUUUUGUAUUGAAAUGGUGACCGACAAUGAUUUACAUGAAGCUGUGUUGUAUUAUAACAUGUUAAAAUAGGGUUAUGUGCAUUCUGGAUAAAUAAACAUAUGUAAUAGACAGUAAUAAAAGCAACAGUCCUUUUCUACCGUUGAUUGCUUUCUAAA